This is a messenger RNA of Dreissena polymorpha, 5224 nucleotides long. RefSeq lists its product as uncharacterized. Bases 35 to 1552 code for a protein of 505 amino acids. Gene Ontology annotation, molecular function: ubiquitin-protein transferase activity; zinc ion binding. Gene Ontology annotation, cellular component: nucleoplasm; chromatin. The record is from RefSeq and is a predicted model, not a curated record. The transcript is spliced from 3 exons. NCBI's taxonomy places the organism in Eukaryota, Metazoa, Mollusca, Bivalvia, Myida, Dreissenidae. Gene Ontology annotation, biological process: positive regulation of DNA-templated transcription.
GUUUACGCAACAUUCCCCUCAUGGAAGAGGAGAUAUGAAGAAAUGGCCAGUUGCCAAGAAGAUGGAAGAUUUUCUUCUUAAAUGUGAUGUUCAUAAAGAAGAAAACAAUGAAAUGUUUUGCGAAGACCAUAGCCAGCUGUGCUGCAAUAAAUGUGCUAUUCUGAAUCACAGGACAUGCAAAACGGUGAUUCUUUUAUCAGACUUGGUAAAAAAUACCCGCACAGACCUGAAACAAGUAUCAGUUACCAUCCAAACUACUUUGGCAAAACUGAAGGAGCUUCAAGAAAACCAGGAGGAUAGCAUUCAGACUCUGCUAAGUUCAUAUGAUGAGCAGUUACACAAAAUACAGGAAAAUCGUAAAAAAAUAAUUGCAGCCUUAAACAAGCUUGAACAAAAGGCAAUGCAGGAAUUGAAAGAUACACUGACCAAACUGCAAGCCCCUCUUGAUCGGGAUAUCGACAAAUGUUCCACUCUUCAAGAUGAAUUAAAACAACUUGGAGAAGCUAUUCACAACAUUGGUGAUAAAAACAAGCAGGAACUAUCUCUUAUAGCCAGCAUUAAAUGCAAGGAUAAAAUUCAGCAGUUUGAAAAAUAUCAGAAGGAGAACUUUGUUGAAGUAAAAUCUUCAAUAUCUUUUCAGCCUAAUAAUGAAAUUGUGGAGUACCUUUCCAAGUUGUCAGGUCUUGGGAUGACAUUGACAGUGAUGCAAAAUCCAGACAAAGUAAUUAGGAUAGACAGGAAGUCUGAGUAUGAUGUACGCACAAAAGGUGAACUCAAAUGCACUAUCAGAGACAUAUGUGUUCUUUCUAGUGGACAGGUCCUAGUUACAGACACGUUCAAUAGUAACAUCAAGCUGUUGAGCCAAACGUACCAGGUGGUGAGUCACUGUAGUGUAUCUGAUCCUCAGCUCAAUGAGCCACUGGGCAUUUGUCAGAUCACUCCCAGUGAGUUUGGUAUUGCUGUUAGUCCAAAGGACACACACGGUGGUUUUCCUCCUUCAAAGAUCCUUUUUAUCAAAGUCAACAAUAGCCAGCUGGUGAAAGACAGAAUACUUAAAUUUCAACAUUACUGUCAUAGUAUUGUCUACCAAAAGGGAAACCUGUUUGUAACCUCUGGCACUGCUCUGUUCAAGUACAAACUGAGUGAUACAUGUACACUUGUCAGCAAACUGCACGAAGAUAAAUCAGAUAAAAAGACAGUAUCACGUUGUGCAGUGAGCCCUACAGGUGACAAGUUGUAUAUCACUAGCCCCAAACAGCACAAGCUGCUCACUCUGGCCAAGGAUGGAUCAAUCCUUGCCACCUUUAUGGACCCUGCAGUAACAUUUCUGACUGGUUUACAUGUGACACCUGCAGGCCAGGUGCUUGUGUGUGGACGGGAUUCAAAAAAUAUCAUACAGGUGGAUAGUAAGGGUAGUAUGAAGCUGGCCACUCUUGCUACCCAGAGGGAUGGAGUUAAGAGGCCAAUUUCAGUCUGCUACAACAGAAUUACUGACUCCAUUAUUGUGGGACAGUGGGAGCACAAAAAGAUCCUGGUGUACAAAGUGAAAUAGCUUAUUAUACCUGUAUCUUAUUUGUACUAUAAUAAGUGAUAUAAAUUACAAUAGCUGUAAAUAAUUGUUUUAAUACAAUGCAACAAUAUUUUUUAAUAUAGUACAACUUGUAUAUGUGCAGAAUAAGGUGAUGAAAGUAACAAUAGCAGUAAAUGUAAUAGUGUAUGUUAAAUUGCAAGAAUGAUUUUGAAAUAUGGAUACACAUAUUUUUAUGCCCCCGAAAGAGGUCAUAUAGUGAUCGGACUGUCCGUCCGUCCGUCUGUCUGUCACAAUUUUCGUUAAGGUUUCGAAAAAUGCUCAUAACUUCUAUGUUGUUUCAGAUAGCAACUUGAUAUUUGGCAUGCAUGUGUAUCUGGAGCUGCACAUUUUGAGUGGUGAAAGGUCAAGGUCAUCCUUCAAGGUGAAAGUUAAAAAAAAACAAAUCCAAGGGCAGUAAUAAGCUUUAAAGGGAGAUAAUUAUCUGUACCUGCCAAAUGAUAAAAAAAAACAAUCAAUCAAAGCUGCGCAGUUGGAGGCAUUGUGUUAUUGACAAACACAUCUCUUGUUCUAAAAUUAAAGUUAUAUGUAGCUCGGCUGUUUUCGGAGAAAACCCGAUGUAUUGUCAUAGCCAGCUCGUCGUCCGACGUCUGCUGUCCGCCGUCCGCGUUGUGCUAAAACCUUAACAUUUUGUUAAGGUUUUGAGCAUUGGCUCUAAAAUCAAAGUACUUCAACCUACAACUUUGAAACUUCAUAUGUAGCUGCACCUUGACGAGUUCUUCAUGCCGCACCCAUUUUUGGGUCACUCGGUCAAGGUCACUGUGACCUAAAAAAAUAAAAUAAAAAUAUGAGCUUCACUUUUCAAAGAAAAAUGAGAGCUAUACUACUCGCCCCGGCAUCGCCAUUGCUUUCUGCGUUGGUUAAGUUUGUUUUUUUAAGUCAAAUAACUUUAACACCAUCAAAGAUAAUUAACUCAAACUUGGAAUACUUCUUAAUGGCAUCAAGACAAUUGUGUAGGUUGAGGUGCAUGACUCUUGUCAGCAUUAUUUUUAGAGUUAUGCCCCUUUUUAUACUUGGAAAAUUAAUUUUUUUGUUAAGUUUUGUGUUAAUUUUUAUGUCCACUUUAUUUCUAAAGUAUCAAAGCUAUUGCUUUCAUUCUUGCAACACUUACUAACUAUCAUAAGGGGACUGUGCAGGCAAAGUAAUGUAACUCUGACUGGAAUUUUGACAGAAUUAUGGCCCCUAUUAUACUUAGAAAAUUGAAAAUUUGGUUAAGUUUUGUGUAUUGGUCCAUUUUACUCCUAAAGCAUCAUAGCUAUUGCUUUCAGACUUGGAACACUUGCUAACUAUCAUAAGAGGUCUGUACAGGACCAGUUGCAUAACUCUGGUUGGCAUUUUGACGGAAUUAUGGCCCUUUUUUGACUUAGUAACUUUGAAUAUUUUGUUAAAUGUUGUGUUUAGAUGCACUUUACUUCUAAAGUAUCAAGGCUAUUGCUUCCGAACUUCAAAAAAUUUCUUACUAUCAUGAGCGUACUGUACCUGGCAAGUUGAAUUUGAACUUGACCUUUGAAUGACAUUGAAUCUCAAGGUUAAUUAAUGAAUUAUGCUUAAAUUGCCAUAACUUCUUUAUUUAGGAUUAGAUUUGAUUCAUUCUUUAACCAAACAACACUUACCUGACAUACCACAAUGGACUCCACCCAAACCAUCCCCCACGCUCCCGAGAUCCAUCCCCCCAAUUUUUUUUUUCCUUUUUUUUCUUAUUUUUGAAAUAUCCUCUAAUAAAUGACCACACCCCCACAUUAUUCCCCCUAUUCACCCCCUCCCCCCCACACAUUUUUUUUUUGUCAACAUGGUAAAAAAAAACAACAAAUAUUUAUUUUUAAUAUUUUAUUUUUUAAAGACCGUCUAACCAUCCCACCCACGCUAUUGCUAUCAAACUUGAAAUAUAAUCUUAUUAGUUUGUUUUAUGUCUUUACAUAUGUUCAAUAGAUUGUGGAAAAUAUACCUGAACUCAGAAUCGUCUAUAAUGUACCACUUCUUUAAAACAUAAGUGAUUAAUAUAUUUUAAUUAUGGUCCUCUUUCAGUUAGAAUAUGACUAUAUUACCUUGACUUUAUUGAAUAUGAACAAUUUCCCCUAUAAUGGCUUACGUUAUACUGUCAAGCACUCGAAAAGUCGAGCGUGCUAUCUUCUGACAGCUCUUGUUCAAAACUGCACCCGCAGCCGAGCCUGGCACCCGUUAUGCGGUGCUCUUGUUCUUUUUUUAUUUAAUGUUGUUUGUUGCUAACUUGGUAAGUCUUAGAAGUCUGUCUUAAGUGUAUAACAAAUAAUGUUUAACUUUGUUCUUUGAACACUGUGCAUUUUAAAAAUCAAUAUAAGAGACAUUGUUUUUUUUUACUUAAAUGACACUUUUUAGAAUGUGAUUUAUUACAUGUAUAACAAUAAAUCUAUUUAUUUCUGUUUGCUAUUUUAGUGGCUCGGAUAGAAUUUAUUGUCGCCUACCGGUGAAACCGAAGGGGACUUAUGGUUUGCGCUCCAUGUGUCAGUCAGUCUGUCAGUCUGUCACACUUUUCUGGUUUCUGCGAUAACUUUAAAAGUUCUUCAUAUUUUUUCAUGAAACUUGAAACAUGGAUAGAUGGCAAUAUGGAGAAUUCUGGUUGCUAUGGCAACAAAUAUUUAAAAAAAUAAUUAUUUUUUUUACUAACAAUGGUGGAGUUUAACCGGUAGGGGACAAUAUUGCUUGGCAAACUCUUGUUAUUUGGAAAACUUAUUCAAUAAUAAUAAUAUCUGCUAUUCUAUUAUUAAUGGAUAGUUUUCACAUUAAAUCAAUUUUUUAAUUAAUUUGUAUCAUUUUAAAAUUUGUAUGAUUGUUUUCAAUCACUUGGCGCUUGCUAUGCUUAUGGUAAUUUUGUAUGGAGCGUCUAGAUGAUACAGAGUAAUGAAUAACCAAUUAUGUCCCAGAGGGGGAUAGGGUAUUCAGGUUUAUGUGAAAUAAUAAUUCCAAAGAUAACUCAUUGAAAAGUCAUUCCAGACUUUAAAUAGUAAUUUUGAAAGUAUCUAUAAUAUUGGGCUGCAAAGUGGGACAGGGAUUUAAAGUAAUUUCCUUUAUUUGAAUUUUUGUUGUAUUCGUUACACUGUUUUACCCUAUCAUGAAUUUCCAGAAACUCACAUCAAAUGUUAAGGUCAUGAACAGAAGUCCAUGAAGAAUUAGUCAAGCCAGGUUAAGGUCAAAGUCAUACUUUAAUGAUAAUAGCCUCUCUAUUGUUGUGUCUGAUUCAGCUUUCGAAUACCAUUUGAAGCAUUUACAUUAAGUUAAGAUGAUUUAAGGUCAAUGAAGUCAAUGAGAGAUGUGCACAAGGUCAAAGGUGUGGGCCCAGUCGUUUUCUUCCAUAACCAUGAAAGGACGUUUAUGAAAAAUUAAUGUCAUGGAAACAAAUUCAGAAGUAGACAAAUCACUGAAACUAAAGGUCCAGAUCGUAACAUGAAGGUCAGAAGUACUGCAGACGGGGAAUAAUCUUUUUGUGGACACUUACAUUUGUGGACUUCAAAUUUUUUGGGAAAAAAAAGGAAUUUGGUAUUGGUCAUUUUCCAAUGUGUUUGUGUACAAUUCCUUGAUUGGUCAAUAUGAAAGUAAUUCAUUAAGCAGAAGACAAGUGUGUAAUCCUCAUCCUGAUUUGAAAAAAAAAUAUGAGUGAAA